Messenger RNA from Rhagoletis pomonella (apple maggot), 688 nucleotides. RefSeq names its product SURF1-like protein. Gene Ontology annotation, cellular component: membrane; mitochondrion. Bases 37 to 555 code for a protein of 172 amino acids. Gene Ontology annotation, biological process: mitochondrial respiratory chain complex IV assembly. The record is from RefSeq and is a predicted model, not a curated record. NCBI's taxonomy places the organism in Eukaryota, Metazoa, Arthropoda, Insecta, Diptera, Tephritidae. The transcript is spliced from 3 exons.
UCUAUUUACCAUUGUGCAAUUAAAAAUAAAUAAAUUAUGCUGCGACUCGCUGCAAAAACAUUUGUAAAACACAGCGUUUCAACAAAAUUAAUUGCAAAUCCAUUUGGGAAGCUGCCUACGUCAAACACGUUUUCUUUGGUUCAUCGAAAAUGGCAAUCGACUGGUGGGACUGGCACCGCUACCAUCCGGAUUGAUAGCAACAAAAAAAUAACACCUCUUGGCUGGUUCCUCUUGCUUGUCCCAGUGUCUACAUUUGGUCUAGGGUGCUGGCAAGUGAAACGCAAAGCAUGGAAAGAGCAAUUAAUCAGGAACUUGGAGCUUCAAACCAAAAUGUCACCAGUACCACUACCCACAGACUUUAGCGAGGUGUCUGCUAUGGAGUAUCGGUUGGUCGCUGUGCGUGGAAAAUUUAUACAUAAUAAGGAACUUAUUAUGGGACCUCGUUCAUUCAUACGCCCGGAUGGAAGUGAAACCGCUGGAGGCUUAUUUUCACAACGUGAUAUCGGCAAUGGCUAUCUUGUGAUAACGCCGUUUAAACUGGCAGAUAGAGAGUAAGUACCUUGAGCUGCCUCGGAGCCAAUAGCAAUUCAGUUCUAAUGAAGAUAUCGAUCCUUUUAAUACUUACAAACCUGUUAAAAUCAAUUGAAACCAUGUCAUGUUCAUUUUGGUGAGAACGAUUAUACCAUUG